AUGCUGCUUAAUUUUGUCAAAGGAUGCACUUCAUUUGAAAGCAUUAGAAGAAUAAAUGGAGUAACGCAUGACAAUUAUAAAGAUGCAUGCUACGCUUUAGGAUUACUAGAAGAUGAUAAAGAGUGGAAUGAUUGCUUGGCUGAGGCUGCACUUUGGGUAACAAGAAAUGAGUUGAGAAAUCUCUUUGUGACGAUACUUAUUCACAGUCAAGUAACUGAUUAUAGAAAAAUUUGGAAUACCAACUUUGAGAUUUUAUCAGAAGAUAUAAUAUCAUUACAGAGAAAGAGAUUUCGAUUGAAAGAUUUACAGUUGACAAAAAAACAACUUGAAGCAUAUACAUUAUUUGAGAUUGAAAGCAUCCUAUUGAAGAUGGGAAAAAGUUUGAAAGACAUAGAUAGAAUGCCACUCCCAGAUUCAGCUUUACUAAAUAAUGCCGGAAAUCGUCUUAUCAACGAGGAGCUAGAGUAUGACAAAGAUGCUCUAAAGAUAGUGCAUGACCAAUCAUUCGCUCUGUUAAAUGCUCGCCAAAAGUCAGCGUAUGAAGCAAUAAUAAAUUCAGUUGAGAAGGAAGAAGGCCGUUUAUUAUUUAUAAGUGGACAUGGUGGUACUGGGAAGACAUUUCUAUGGAAUACAAUAAUAGCCAAGAUAAGAUCACAAUCAAGAAUAGUUCUCACUGUUGCUACUUCUGGAAUAGCUGCUUUGUUAUUACCAAAUGGUAGGACAACUCAUUCACGGUUUCAUAUUCCUUUGGAUGUUAGCUCAGAGUCAACUUGUGAAAUAAAACAAGGCAGUCAAUUAGCUGAACUUCUCUUGAAAACUUCCUUGAUCAUUUGGGAUGAAGCGCCAAUGGCAAAUAAAUUUUGUUUUGAAGCCUUAGACAAAACCUUGAGAGAUAUCCUCCGAGUGAGGUAUGAAAAUAGCUCUGACAAAUCUUUUGGAGGCCUUACAAUUGUAUUUGGUGGUGAUUUUCAUCAAAUACUACCAGUAAUUCCAAAGGGUACACGAGCUGAUAUUGUUGAUACGUCACUAAACUCCUCUUACUUGUGGCUAUUUUUCACAAUUUAUGAGUUGAAGCAAAAUAUGCGUCUCUAUAGUGGAAGAGUAAGUGAUUCUGAGGCUGCUAAAAUAUCGACUUUUGACAAAUGGUUGCUACAAAUUGGAGAUGGCUCAUUUUACGAUGAUAUUAAUAAGGAACUUAUUAAAUUACCUCCUGAUGUAUGUAUCAAACCAUCCAAUGAUCCAAUCGGAUCAAUUGUCGAGGCAGUUUACCCAUCCCUCUUGCAGAAGUACAAUGACCCAACAUAUUUGAAAGAAAGAGCAAUACUAACGCCAAAAAAUAAAAUGGUUCAUGAGUUGAAUGAUACAAUUAUGAAAAUGCUACCAGGUGAAGGAAGAACAUAUUUUAGCUCAGACAAUGUGUGUAAAGCAAGUGUGAAUACUAAUGAUGAAGAUCUGUUGUACCCAACUGAAUUUUUGAACAGCUUACGGUUCCCUGGAAUCCCUAAUCAUGAUGUACAUUUAAAAGUAGGUACCCCAGUUAUGCUUCUCAGAAACCUAAACCAAAGUGAAGGCCUAUGCAAUGGAACAAGAUUGAUUGCCAUGGAUCUCGGCAAAUGGUCCGCCAGCGCAAACAUCAUUUCUGGAAAAAACAUUGGCUCGAGAGUCACAAUCCCAAGAAUAAUUAUGUCACCUAAUGAUUCAAAGUGGCCAUUCAAGCUUAAGAGACGAUAA
Nicotiana tabacum (common tobacco) is the source of this 1731-nucleotide messenger RNA. RefSeq lists its product as uncharacterized. Gene Ontology annotation, biological process: telomere maintenance; DNA repair. The record is from RefSeq and is a predicted model, not a curated record. Lineage: Eukaryota; Viridiplantae; Streptophyta; Magnoliopsida; Solanales; Solanaceae. Gene Ontology annotation, molecular function: DNA helicase activity.